GAGGGAGCGAGCGAGCGAGAGCGGGGAGCGAGGGAGUCGGGUGUGAGAUAAAGAGAAGGGGAGAGAGGAGCUCACUGAUUCUCCUGCUGCUGACACCGCUCCACAAACACACAGGCAAACACACUUUUGCCAGAACUGCCAACACACACCGGACCUUGCCUGGUCCUGGACUGCCUUUCAGUGCGUUGGAGUCGUGUGUGUGUGUGUGUGUGUGUGUGCUGCUGUUGCCUUGUGUCAGAGCGAGAGAGGAGUCUCUUUCUGAGGAUACCCCGAUGCUAAACGGAGACCGGGUGUUUUUAGGCAGUGACCCUGUGCGUCGCCUCGUUGCCCUGGGGGACCUGCGGCACGCCGUCCGCUGUCUCCAAGACAACUAGAAUGGGUUGCAAUCUGUGCACAUUACAGAAACGGGAGGAACACUACAAACUGCUGUAUGAGAUCGCUCAGGUGAAUGCCAGGGACUACACCAAGGCCGGUCGCCAUGAGGCGUCGGAGGACAUCAGGAGGGACCCCAUUAUGGUGCAGGUGCUCCGUCGCCACGGCAACCUCCCCGCCCACGCCCAGACGAUACAGGAAGUGCACGUGGUGGAUGUGUGCACGCAGACGGACAUCACCUUCGAACACAUCAUGGCCCUGGCAAAGCUGAGACCGGCCACUCCCCCUGUACCGGACAUCUGCCCUUUCCUGCUCUCAGAUAGCUGCCACUCCAUCCACACCAUGGAGCAUGAGUUCUACGAGUGUCCUGAGUACCUUCCAGCUGAAGUGGACCGGCCUGAUGAUUUCGAGUAUGAGGAGGUGGAGCUGUGUCGCCUCAACAGCCAGGAGAAGCUGGGUCUGACGCUGUGCUACCGGACCGACGAUGAGGAGGACACCGCCAUUUAUGUCAGCCAGGUCGGACCCAAUAGCAUCGCGGCGAGGGACGGGCGCAUCAGGGCCGGAGAUCGAAUUCUACAGGUCAACGGCUGUGACGUACAGGACAAGCAGGAGGCGGUGGCUCUCCUGUCCAGCGAAGAGUCAAGGAGCAUCGUGCUGCUGGUGACCAGACCAGAGGACACAUGGCUAGAUGAGGAACGCAGUGACCUCCUGGAGGAGCUGAAGAUCCAAAUCCUAGAGGAGCAGAGGAAAGAGGAGGCACAGAAGUCUGGAGCAAGAGAGGAGCAGGCCAGGCGGCUGGAGGAGGAAGACGCCAUGACGGACACGGCCACGUGUUCCUCCAACACUCAGGACAAGGACAGCGGGGUGGGGACGGCACGAAAUGAGGAGAGCUCCGAACAGGAAGUCCUCUUAGCCCGCGUCCAUCGGAGACCUGCCCAGGGGCUCAGGGACCGAUGGAGGUCUGAACAUGGCCAGAGACUGGUGCAGAGCAGGAGGGCCGCAGUGCCAAAGGACACCCAGGAACCACAGUGCACUAGCCAAGCCCAGGAAGGCGAGGGCGGAGUGGGCGUGGGCCUGGAGUGUGACAGUCGCUUCCAGCAGCUCCUGGAGCUCAAGUGCCAGAUUCGGAACGGCGGGGAGUGUGGCGUGUACUACAGCCGAAGAAGCACCAUCGAGUGCAGCCUGACAGAGCAGAGUGGCGUGGGGGUUGGCACCGGAGGGGUGGAGCAGGAGCUGAGGCUAUUGAAUGAAGAACUGCACAGCAUUGAACUGGAGUGUCAAAGUAUCAUGCAAGCCCAUCAGCUCCGCAAGCCCAAGGCCCAGAGGGACCAACCACGUUCCCCAGGCUGCUCCCCGGGAAGGAGCCCCAAAGACGGGCGCAAGCGACACGCCAAGCUGGCCGAUAUUAACGAGCAUCCGGGGGAGAAGCAGUUUGACAGUGACAAGCUGAGGGGGGACAAAGACAGCUCAAGUGCCUACAACACUGCUGAGAGUGCCCGGUCAACUCCGCUGGGCAUGGAGAGGUCUCCAGAUCACUCUCUACAGAGGCGCAUCAACCUCACCAACCAGAAGAACCUCCGGAGUACCAUGACCUCCUCCGGCUUGUCAAUCUCCUUCCCCAUCACGGCCAGGGACCCAGAGGGAUGGACCUCGACGUUGACGCCGACACGCAGCCGACAAGACCCGAGUCCCAGCCCCGGCAGCAUGGUCAUCUCCAGCAGCCCUGACCAGUCCAACCCGUCUCCCUCCGAGUCAGACCCGGCCCUGCCUGCCGACGACGAGCGCUGUGACAGCAACCGGGUGCACCGGGGGCCACCGGGGUUCCCCCCAUACCCGUCGCCCUACCACACAGCGCCCCAGCCAGGCCGCGGAGCCUCCCCCGCCCACGGCAAACACCUCCAGAGCUACAUGCAGCAUCUUCUCCAGCAGACCUCCGGCCUGGAGACCUACUCCCAGUCUCAGCUGAGCCUCCUCAGUCUCUGCCGGGACCGCCCUGGCCGCCCCGGUGAACCUCGUCUGGAAUGGAAGGUCAAAGUUCGGGCAGACGGGACGAAGUACGUGGCGCGCCGACCAGCGAGGGAUAGGAUCCUUCGAGAGCGUGCGCUGAGGAUCCGGGAGGAGCGCAGCGGCGGGAUGACGACGGACGACGACGCGAUGUCGGAGAUGAAGAUGGGGCGCUACUGGAGUAAGGAGGAGAGGAAGCAGCACUUGGCCAGGGCGAGGGAGCAGCGGAGGCGGAGGGAGUACAUGCAGAGGAGCCGGCUGGACUGCCUCCGGGAGGGCCCGGGGAGUGGAGUGGAGGGUCGCAAGGAGGUCAACAUCCUGGACCUCAGCCACAAGAAGAUGAUGAAGAAACGCAACAAGAAGAUCCUGGACAACUGGAUGACCAUCCAGGAACUGAUGAGUCACGGGGCCCGAGCCCCAGAGGGCCAGGGAACUAAACAAGUACAUAACGCCUUCCUGUCUGUUACCACGGUAUAGGGCUGUCCCAAGGAUGACACAGCCACAAGGUACAAAGUGGCCAUGUUGUAGAAAGUCAUGGAAACCAAAUAUCACUCAUUGGUCUUAAUUUUGUUUGGCAUAAAAUUAGCAGCGGCUUUACAGUUUUAAAUCCGAAGAUAUUGUGCAUUACAAGGCGAGUUUAGCCAUAGUUGUGGUUUUAAAACUGAGAGAACUAGCGACAACCAGUGAGCUCAGCUCCCGGUAGACAUUGAUUAAUAUAGGAUCAGUUGAAAAUAUCUGGAUCAGGCGUCAAACAAUCUGGGGGACACGGCAAAACUGACCUCUGUUUUUAUGGCUAACAGUGCUGUAUGCAGCUCUGGGUUGAAUUGCCCUGUAUGCACAGGUCUAGGGCCAGUCAAACACUCACCUGGUCUGACGGUAACCAUUUGAAAGGAUAAUGCAAAACUGACCCGAAAUCUGAAAUUAUGGACAACCUUGCCCCAAACCCUGGAUCCAUGUGUUGCUUUGUCUCUAUCUCUCUCUCUUCUUCUCUUUCUGUCUAUCUAUCUAUCUAUCUAUACAGUACAUACUGUAUAUCUUUCUUUCUCAUCGCCCCAAUGCGGUAUGACUUCACUUGCCUCGUUCAAUGUGGCCUUUUUUAAAAGGAUAAAACUGUAUUUUUCAGACUUUGUAAACUCAAUAAUGUUUUGUAGAAGUUUUUUUUUAACAAUGGUGGUCAAUGUACUGUAUUGUGUUUUCUGAAGUAGUUUGUACAUUUGCGAUGCUCUUAUACAAUUAAACAAUGUAUUUAAUUUCAUUAACUGUCAUCCAAAAAUCAACGCCAGUCAGUAUCAAGUCAAAGCAAUUUCUUUGAGAAUUUGGCAAUGAAACAAGUUUUGAUGAACCUAAAAAUUUAAAUAAAAAAAAGAUUUACAAGGUUUAUCAUCAGAAUGUGACAACAUGCUUAUUGAAUGUUUUACAGUAAGUAUUAUGGACAUUUGUAUAAACCUUUUAAAUUUCAUAUUGCCCAAAUUCUGAUUGGCGGGCUUGGGGAUGGUCGUUCAGGACAACUGUCAUUGUGCAUUGAUUGACUGGUUGUCAACAGCAGAAUUGAGCGCUCAGGCUAAGCACUUACGGACGGUCCUGGGCACCCAACCGCUUGAUACCUCUUGGGGAGGGGGCCCCAAAUAUUUAGAGCCGGCACUGUCUGUGCCAACUACAUGUAGAUACGCGAGUUGGAUGCAAAAUUUUGCAAAGCCCUCUGUGAUAUCCAGACGCUGAUGCAUCUGCCGAUUGAGACUUAAACUCCCAGAGACAUAUCAAUGAUGUUAACAAGCCAAAAAGGAGGCUUAGAUUCUUCCUUGUCUUUAACUGAGAAUUGACCACGCAACUGCUACCCCCUCACACAUGUUCAGAAAGCUAACCUUGCCAUGCACACAUAAAACGCUGAGUCCCUGAUGGACAUGUCCUUUCCUUGUUACAACCUUGAAUAGUCCAACUUUGAUGGUGUCCGAUAAUAUCCGUUACCUCUGAAAACUUCUGAAGUGUCAGUAAUUUACUCGGUGUCGCAGAACAUCUCAGUUUCGGUUUUCUAUUUGAAUCAGACUUAAAAAUCUAAAUUAAAUGACUUGUUUUUUCAUCUCAAACUACUAAAAGUUACGGCAAUGGUGUGUAUCAGAUACAUAGGCAUAUCCUUUAGUUACUUAUUCAGUUAUGGUUUACCCAAUUGUCAGAUGAUUUACAAUAAAUUUCCAUCAUGUUAUAAAUGAAAUACAACCUAAAUACAAAGCAUAUUUAUUAUGAAACAUAUUUAUUUUAUAGUUUUUUUUCUCAUUGUUGUACAUUUAUUAUGCAUAUUUUCUGGCCUGUCUGAUGAACUUUAGUUAGGUUUUGUUUGUACACUCACCUAAAGGAUUAUUAGGAACACCAUACUAAUACUGUGUUUGACCCCCUUUUGCCUUCAGA
Molecule: messenger RNA, 4779 nt
Organism: Esox lucius (northern pike)
Lineage: Eukaryota; Metazoa; Chordata; Actinopteri; Esociformes; Esocidae
Gene: pdzrn4
Product: PDZ domain containing ring finger 4
Exons: 8
Coding region: 376-2853 (825 amino acids)
Molecular function (GO): protein binding
Source: RefSeq, a predicted model, not a curated record